Molecule: messenger RNA, 7316 nt
Organism: Trichechus manatus latirostris (Florida manatee)
Lineage: Eukaryota; Metazoa; Chordata; Mammalia; Sirenia; Trichechidae
Gene: PTPRG
Product: protein tyrosine phosphatase receptor type G
Exons: 30
Coding region: 1-4344 (1447 amino acids)
Biological process (GO): protein dephosphorylation
Molecular function (GO): protein tyrosine phosphatase activity; protein binding
Source: RefSeq, a predicted model, not a curated record
AUGCGGAGGUUACUGGAACCGUGUUGGUGGAUUUUGUUCCUGAAAGUCACCAGUUCUGUGCUCCAUUAUGUCGUGUGCUUUCCCGCAUUGACAGAAGGCUAUGUCGGGACCCUGCAUGAGAACAGACACGGCAGCUCAGUGCAGAUCCGCAGGCGCAAGGCUUCUGGCGACCCAUACUGGGCCUACUCUGGUGCCUAUGGCCCUGAGCACUGGAUCACGUCCAGCGUCAGCUGUGGGGGCCGUCACCAGUCACCUAUAGACAUUCUAGACCAGGACGCGCGUGUCGGCGAGGAGUACCAAGACCUGCAACUCGAUGGCUUCGACAACGAGUCCUCUAACAAAACCUGGAUGAAAAACACAGGGAAAACAGUUGCCAUCCUUCUGAAAGACGACUAUUUUGUCAGCGGCGCCGGCCUGCCUGGGAGAUUCAAAGCUGAGAAGGUGGAAUUUCACUGGGGCCACAGCAACGGCUCCGCCGGCUCUGAACACAGCAUCGAUGGCAGGAGGUUUCCUGUCGAGAUGCAGAUUUUCUUCUAUAAUCCAGAUGACUUUGACAGCUUUCAAACUGCAAUUUCUGAAAACAGAAUAAUCGGAGCCAUGGCCAUAUUUUUUCAAGUCAGUCCGAGGGACAAUUCUGCACUGGAUCCUAUUAUCCACGGGUUGAAGGGCGUCGUACAUCAUGAGAAGGAGACUUUUCUGGAUCCUUUUGUCCUCCGAGACCUCCUGCCUGCCUCCCUGGGCAGCUAUUACCGGUACACAGGGUCUCUGACCACCCCGCCAUGUAGCGAAAUCGUGGAGUGGAUCAUCUUUCGGAGGCCUGUCCCCAUCUCCUACCGCCAGCUGGAGGCGUUUUAUUCCAUCUUCACCACGGAGCAGCAAGACCACGUCAAGUCGGUGGAGUAUCUCAGAAACAACUUCCGGCCACAGCAGGAUCUGAAUAACAGGGUGGUGUCGAAGUCAGCCGUCCGUGACGCAUGGGACCAUGACGGGAUGGACUUCUUAGAAAACCCGCUGGGGACAGAAGCCUCUAAAGUGUGCAGCUCGCCGCCCGUCCACAUGAAGGUGCAGCCCCUCAACCAGACGGCGCUGGAGGUAUCCUGGAGCCAGCCCGAGACCAUCUACCACCCGCCCAUCAUGAACUACAUGAUCUCCUACAGCUGGACCAAGAACGAGGACGAGAAGGAGAAGACAUUCAUCAAGGACAGCGACAAAGACCUGAAGGCCACCAUUAGCCACGUCUCACCUGAUAGCCUCUACCUGUUCCGCGUCCAGGCCGUGUGCCGGAAUGACAUGCGCAGUGACUUCAGCCAGACGAUGCUCUUUCAAGCUAAUACCACUCGAAUAUUCCAAGGGACCAGAAUUGUUAAAACAGGAGUGCCCACAGCGUCUCCUGCCUCCUCGGCCGACAUGGCCCCCAUCAGUUCGGGGUCCUCCACCUGGACAUCCUCCGGCAUCCCUUUCUCCUUUGUUUCCAUGGCAACUGGGAUGGGCCCCUCCUCCAGCGGCAGCCAGGCCACAGUGGCUUCGGUGGUGACCAGCACGCUUCUUGCCGGCCUGGGGUUCAGCGGCGGCGGCAUCCCCUCUUUCCCCAGCACGGUGUGGCCCACCCGCCUCCCGAUGGCCGCCUCUGCCAGCAAACAGGCCGGCCGUCCGGUCCUUGCCACAACAGAGGCCUUGGCGUCCCCAGGGCCGGACGGCGGUGACUCGGCACCAACCCAGGACAGUGAGGGUGCUGAGGAGGGGGCGAAGGAUGAGAAGAGGGAGAGCGAGGAUGGGGAGCGGGAGCACGAGGAUGAGGGGGAGAAGGGCGCAGAGAAGAAGGAGAAGAACGGGACCCACACCGCCACCAAGGAGCAGAACCAAACGGAGCCCACCCCCACGCCCUCGGCCCCCAGCAGGACUGCGCAGGAGGGGGGGCAUCAGACUAUAUCUGGGCACUCGCGGAACCAAACCACGGGCCCCACCGACCAGCCGGACGAAGCGCGGGGUGCCGGCCCAGGCCUCGACUCAGACUCAGCCACCUCCACCCAAGUGCCCCCCACGGUCACAGAGGACCAUCACGCCGAGAGCGACCCCAGGAGACCCGGAACACCGUCCAGAAAGCCAGGGUCCCGAGGGGACCGAUUUUCCGAGGAUAGCAGAUUUAUCACUGUUAAUCCAGCAGAAAAGAACACCUCUGGAAUGCUAAGCCGCCCUUCUCCAGGGAGGAUGGAGUGGAUCAUCCCUCUGACUGUGGUAUCAGCCUUGACCUUCGUGUGCCUCAUCCUUCUCAUCGCUGUGCUAGUUUACUGGAGAAGGUGUAACAAAAUAAAGUCCAUGGGCUUUCCCAGACGUUUCCGCGAAGUGCCUUCUUCUGGGGAGAGAGCAGAGAAGGGGAGCAGAAAAUGUUUUCAGACAGCUCAUUUCUAUGUGGAAGAUAGCAAUUCACCUCGGGUGGUCCCCAAUGAAAGUAUUCCUAUUAUUCCUAUUCCGGAUGACAUGGAAGCUGUUCCUGUCAAACAGUUUGUUAAACACAUCGGGGAGCUCUAUUCUGAUAACCAGCACGGAUUCUCCGAGGACUUUGAGGAAGUCCAACGCUGUACAGCUGAUAUGAACAUCACCGCAGAACAUUCCAAUCAUCCAGAUAACAAGCACAAGAACAGAUACAUCAACAUUUUAGCCUAUGAUCACAGUAGGGUGAAGUUAAGACCUUUACCGGGAAAAGACUCUAAGCACAGCGACUACAUUAAUGCAAACUAUGUCGAUGGUUACAACAAAGCAAAAGCCUACAUCGCCACCCAGGGACCUUUAAAGUCUACAUUUGAAGAUUUCUGGAGGAUGAUUUGGGAACAAAACACUGGAAUCAUUAUCAUGAUUACGAACCUUGUGGAAAAAGGAAGACGGAAAUGUGAUCAGUAUUGGCCAACAGAGAAUAGUGAGGAGUAUGGAAACAUCAUUGUCACACUGAAGAGCACAAAAGUACACGCCUGCUAUACUGUUCGUCGGUUUUCAGUCAGAAACACAAAAGUGAAAAAGGGUCAGAAGGGAAACCCCAAGGGCCGUCAGAACGAAAGGGUAGUGAUCCAGUAUCACUACACCCAGUGGCCUGACAUGGGUGUCCCCGAGUAUGCCCUCCCCGUCCUGACCUUCGUGAGGAGAUCCUCAGCAGCCCGGAUACCAGAAAUGGGGCCUGUGCUGGUGCACUGCAGCGCUGGUGUGGGCAGGACAGGCACCUACAUUGUGAUAGACAGCAUGCUGCAGCAGAUAAAAGACAAAAGCACAGUUAACGUCCUGGGGUUCCUGAAACACAUCAGGACACAGCGUAACUACCUCGUCCAGACGGAGGAGCAGUACAUUUUCAUCCAUGAUGCCUUGUUGGAAGCCAUUCUUGGAAAGGAGACUGAAGUAUCUUCAAAUCAGCUGCAUAGUUAUGUUAACAGCAUCCUCAUACCUGGAGUAGGAGGAAAGACACGGCUGGAAAAACAAUUCAAGCUGGUCACACAAUGUAAUGCAAAGUAUGUGGAAUGCUUUAGUGCUCAGAAAGAGUGUAACAAAGAAAAGAACAGAAACUCUUCCGUCGUGCCAUCUGAGCGUGCUCGAGUGGGGCUUGCACCGUUGCCUGGAAUGAAAGGAACAGAUUACAUUAAUGCUUCCUACAUCAUGGGCUAUUAUAGGAGCAAUGAAUUUAUUAUAACCCAGCAUCCUCUGCCACACACUACGAAAGAUUUCUGGCGAAUGAUUUGGGAUCAUAAUGCACAGAUCAUUGUCAUGCUGCCAGACAACCAGAGCCUGGCAGAAGAUGAGUUUGUAUACUGGCCAAGUCGAGAAGAAUCCAUGAACUGUGAGGCCUUUACUGUCACCCUUAUCAGCAAAGACAGACUGUGCCUCUCUAAUGAAGAACAAAUUAUCAUCCAUGACUUCAUCCUUGAAGCUACACAGGAUGACUACGUCCUAGAGGUUCGGCACUUCCAGUGUCCCAAGUGGCCUAACCCAGAUGCCCCCAUAAGCAGUACCUUUGAACUUAUCAACGUCAUCAAAGAAGAAGCCUUGACAAGGGAUGGCCCCACCAUUGUUCAUGAUGAGUAUGGAGCAGUGUCAGCAGGAAUGCUGUGUGCCCUUACCACCCUGUCCCAGCAGUUGGAGAAUGAAAAUGCUGUGGAUGUUUUCCAGGUUGCAAAAAUGAUCAAUCUCAUGAGGCCUGGAGUAUUCACAGACAUUGAACAAUACCAGUUUGUCUAUAAAGCAAUGCUCAGCUUGGUCAGCACUAAACAAAGUGGAACGGGUCCCAUGACAGUGGAUAAAAAUGGUGCCGUUCUGAUUGCAGAUGAAUCGGACCCUGCCGAGAGCAUGGAAUCGCUAGUGUGACUGGGAUCCUGAAAGGGCACCUAAUUUGUAAAACUUCUGAAGACUGAGAACUUUUUUGAGGCCUUUUUUGCCAGACUCUAGGUUAUACAAUAACAGUUACUUUUUUACACUGAUAAAAGUUUUGAUAUUUAUUUUUUGCCAUUUUAUGUCUUAAUGGUAUCCUACUGAGCAUUCACCCCUCUGUUCAUUGCACACAGUGAAACACAGAUUUACCUAGUUUCCACUAUAUGAUCAGUGUUACUGCCUAGAAUCCAAUACUAAAGCAAACCUGAUGUGACAUUCCAUGACCACAUACACGCUACUUUUUUAGUUCAGUACAGUGAAGGUCUUUGUUACGACAGUGAAUCUUAAUUUCAUUGUUAUUAUUCUUGCUAAAGCAGCUGCAUUCUACUAGCAGGCAAGGCUGUUCUUUUCCUCAGUCUUCCUCUCCUGUUUUCUGGGGCACUGCUAAAGACUGUAUGCCUUCCGUGUUCCCAUGGAGUGGAUGAGCAUUGUUUUCAUUUACAGAAGAGCAGGCUAUGGGAGCUAGUAAAAGGUCUGUCAGCCUCCUGGCCUUGAAAGAGUUCCACUGACAAUGGUGAAGACAUCCAUUAAAAAAUCAGAAGGCACGAGAGUUGUUUCAUGUCAACAUCACUUAUUAGUUCCAAGGUUAUAUUCACAGCUACAAAUAAAUGGCCAAUUGUGUCAAAAUAAAGGAUAACUCUGUAUGACAGUUUUCACAGUAGCUACGUGAACAGUGUGUGUUAUUUCUAUGUUGACUCUCUCAAAUAGCUACACCUGAAAAUCAGGGCUAUUACAACAGAGAGAUGGCAAUACUUUACACAACUCAGUAAUGAAACUCUUUAGUUAUUCUCCAUUAAUGCUUCUUGGUUUAUAAUACCAUACCUCACGGUUCGGUGGAGGAGUAAAAAUUUUGCAGGUGUGUGAUUUUGAAACUAGUCCUCUAAAAAAAAAUCCCUAUUACUCGUAUAGCAAUCUAAUAAAAACUACCUAUAUAGUUACCAUUCUUCCCUUUUAUGCCAAAUGUUUCAUGAUAAACCUUUUCGUUACUUACACUCUUGUACUUUAAGAUUACAUUGAAAAUACUGCAUUAGCAAAAAUCUUGGUUCUAUCUAAACUCCUACACACGUGUGAACAUAUCUGCUUGGGGAAAGAAUACUGACUGAAAGGUGAUAUCUACAUUUUCUAGUAGUUUUUAAAAGAGAGAGACUGCUUUGUACACGUUCGUGUAGCUUAGCCUCCGGAACAGAAACACUUCAGUACGAGAGGCCGAUAAUCAUCACACAGGACCCCGGGAAGUUAGCUGGUCCAGCCUGUGGCGCCAUUGUAACCCUGCAGUGUCCAACGGCAUUAGAAGCAUUAAUAAGACAUUUCAGUCCAGUUUGUUAGAAGAAGAAGCUACUUCCAGAGGUCUGUUUCUUUCGAUUUCUUUUGAGGGACAGCUUCUGUCAGAAGUGAAAUCAUCACCUGAAGAACUGGACCUAUUAAGUACAGGACCCUGUUUACUUUUUAUGUGAAUAAACUUCAACAAAUAGGCUGCGCUGGCUACUAUCAUGCUAUUUGAGUAGGCAUUAGAACACUAAUGAUCAUCCACACUGAGGUUCUGUUUAUCUUGAAGUUUGCCGGAGUGGGGCUGGAGGACCAAAGCUGCGAAGGAGAGAGAGGCUACAGGCCAUGUCCAAGGGUUCCAAUACACAGGACAGGUCAAUAGAGUUUCCAGAAUCUACAUAACUUGCCAAGGUUAAUCUCAUCUGUUCACCACAGAUGCAACAACACAGAAUAGUCUCACUGCUUUUCAAGAACUGUGUAGACUAAGCUUCAGAUAAAACGUUAAAAUGAACAAUGUUGGCUAAAUUGUAUGACCUUGAGUACACAGACAGCCUUACAGCCCCUCUGCUCACAAACACAUGGGGUCGCCGUGAGUCGGAGUUGACUCAACAGCAACUGGUUUGGUUUGGGUUUUUUUGGCUCCCGUCAGAGGCAACACAAGGAAGGUCCAGCUAGCCCUUAAGAAAAGCAUGAACAUAGCAACACUGCAGCUCCCAGAAGGCUGAAGGUAAUCACAGAGGGAGAGGUAUCCGAUCACAGCACGAGCUAGGUUUUUUUAGUCACUGAGUGGGUUGUACAGUAUUGAUAUAAGCUAAUUCAUUUCAGUAGAUGGCACAGUGGGCUUGACUUUUGGAAAUAAUUUUCAAGUUGGGGUUCAUGGUCCUGUCAGUAAUUUUUUGUUAAUAAAAGUAAACAUUGACUAUAAGACACAUAGCAAGUAUUUCCUUCUGUAUAUAGAUGGUUCCAUUCAUGGAAAUGUAUACUGUCCAAUACAAUUCUGUGACUGUCUUGCAGGGUAUCAGAAUCAUGAUAAAAGAAAAAAUCAGCUAGUAAAUAGGGUAGAGGCAUUAUAAGAACGGUUUAGAAGUUUUCUGUGAGCAAUUAUGUAUCUACAGCAGGCUUGAACCAAAGUCUACAGAUCCUGACCCACUCAACCAUGAGCAAUUGCUACUGCCCAUUUUGCCAAGGUGGUCCAAACACACUACGCGGAGGAUAGUUCCGCUGAGCAGUUCCUCACAUUCAUCAGAGUGUAUCCUCACUAUUACUCUCCAUUGUUAAUGGCAAACACGUGCUUGCAUCUCUCCAGAGGCAGAGUUUCAAAGACGGUGUUUUCUUUGAGACGUAAGCACAUUGCUCAACUACAUAACAAGGUUAUUACCACUUGCGCUCAAGGGGAAAGGAAAUAGCUGUUGCAAAUCAAUGUGUGCUAGUUUAUUGAAAGGUUUUUUGCAUGUAUGAGUUUCGCUCUAAGUAAAAGAAUGCACACAUUAUACAAAAUUGACCUGCAAUGUUCAGACCAACUGGCUGUGCUGGACCUCGGAGAAAAGACACCUUAUUGCCAUGAGGACAACUUUUUCAUGUAUUUGAAAGCCAUGGCUUCUUUUUUAAUGUUAAAAAAAAAAAAAAAAGCUAAUUUUUGAAUU